AUGAGCGCGGCUGUGGAUCCCAAGAUUGAUCGGCGCAUGAAGCGCGUGCGCCACAUUGUGUUUGUGCUCUCCGGCAAAGGCGGCGUGGGCAAAUCCUCCGUGGCGGCACAGCUGGCUUUGUCACUGUCGUAUGCGCAUUUGUCGGAGGCGCCUGACUCACGUCGGUUGCGUGUCGGCCUCCUGGAUGCGGAUCUCACGGGGCCUUCCAUCCCGCGUAUGCUGGGCUUGGAUGGGCAUGCUGUGCAUCAAAGUACCGAUGGCUGGGUGCCUGUGUACACUGACGCCUCGCAGUGUCUUGCUGUGAUGAGUGUCGGUUUUUUACUACGAUCGAAGAACGAUUCCGUGGUAUGGCGUGGGCCUAAGAAGCAAGGUAUGCUGCGCCAGUUCCUUGGCGACGUUCGUUGGGGCGAUCUCGACUACCUCUUGAUCGAUACGCCGCCUGGCACGACCGACGAACACAUCUCGUUGAUGGAAGCGUUGCAUGCGUACCAUCCGGUGUCUGUGCUUGUCACGACGCCGCAGGCCGUGGCCUUGUCGGACAACAUGCGCUCGCUGGACUUUACACGCAAGGUGUCUUUGCCUGUGAUCGGCCUGAUUGAGAAUCUCAGUGGCUACGUAUGCCCUCAUUGCGACGAAUGUACCAACGUGUGGGGCAAAGGCGGCGGCGAAUCCCUGGCGGAGCGCGAAGGCAUCACGUUCCUGGGCCGCGUCCCGAUCGAUCCAUCGCUCGUGCGUGUGCUGGACGACGCACGGGAAGAGGCAGAGCAGGCGCCCACGUCUGACGAUCACGCUCUGACGUACGCUACGAUUCGGCGGUACCGCCAAAGCCCUACGUUUGCCAUUUUCCAGCGCAUUACUGAACAGGUCCGCGCCUAUACCCAGGCCCUGCCUACCAAUGAAACGUAG
Molecule: messenger RNA, 906 nt
Organism: Malassezia pachydermatis
Lineage: Eukaryota; Fungi; Basidiomycota; Malasseziomycetes; Malasseziales; Malasseziaceae
Product: mrp-like protein
Exons: 1
Coding region: 1-906 (301 amino acids)
Biological process (GO): iron-sulfur cluster assembly
Cellular component (GO): cytosol
Molecular function (GO): ATP-dependent FeS chaperone activity; 4 iron, 4 sulfur cluster binding; ATP binding
Source: RefSeq, a predicted model, not a curated record